AUGGACCCUCCUGCCCUCGGUCAGCCCGGCCCUGUCUGCCUGCCCUCCAGACAGCUGGCUCAAAGGGAGCCCGUAGCCUGUUGGUUGGGCAGUGUUUCCCAGUGGAGUGUUGCUGCAGCCGUCCUCGCAGGGAAGGUGGCUGGCAAAGAAAAGCUCCUGGGGCUUUUCCAACAGGGCUGCUGUGCUGUGUAUGGGGUGUGCGUGUGGGGCUCUCUCUGUCCAGCCGCUCCUGCUCCUUCACACUACUCGGAGCUCCAAGGGCUCGCCUGGGGCAGCCCCAUCCAGUGCUGCUGGGGCCUUGGUGGACGGGCGGGGCCAUUUUCUGGAGUGGCAACUGGUGGGGGCCGACGUCCUGCCUGCUCCGUGUCUUCAGCGGCCUUUGCGGAAGGGGCUCUGGCCUGCUGCCGGCAGAGGGGCUCUGCUGCCUCCGGACCUCGUGGGCCCCCUUCCUUGGGGACGGGACGGGACGCUGGCUGGCUGGCUGGCUGCACUCCGCCCAAGGCGCUUGGCUUGCAGCGGGGUCAAAGGAGUCCAGCAGAAGCAGGAAAGCGCAGGCCCAUCGGGCUGGGCGGCACAGGCCAGCCGGCCGCUUCGCAGCGCACUGCUGCCGCCGCCGCCGCCGCCAGGAGCCGCUCUCUCCCCGGCAAGGCUGGCCGGGCAGGGGCAGCCGCUGACCGCCUUGCAGCCCCGGAGGGCGAGCCGGGCAGCCGCCCGCCUCUGCGGCUCAGCCGAGCGAAGCGCUACGCCGGCGGGGGGAGUCCACCCAGCCGCCGCCGCCGCCACCCCGCUCCCUGCUUGCAGCCGGCCCAGGCGGGGCGGCUUCCGGGCGGAGCCAGCGGCGGGGCGGAGGCCGAGGCGGAAGCCCGCCCGGCCCAGCCCGGCGUCCUGCGCUCCGCGUCCUGCGAGGCGGCCAUGGCGCGUGGCCUGGCGGCGGCGCUGCGCCCCCAGCCCUGCGCCUUGGCGGCGGCGGCCGCGCUGGCCGUGGCGUGUGCCUUGUACUACGCGGGCUCGGGCGGCGCGCCGCGCCUGCCGAGCGGGGCCGGGCCGGAGCUCGGGCCUGCCCCCGCCGCCGCGUCCUCCUCCUCCUCCUCCGCCGCCGCCUCUUCCCCGUCGCUUCUCGCGGGGCCUGGCGGCGGCGGCGCCGAGAGCAAGGCCAAGGCGGGCGAGGAGCUGCUGGCGUCCGGGCCGGCGGGGGAGGCGGAGCUGCACGUGCUGCUGGUGCUGGCCAAGGCGGAGCGCAACGCGGCGCUGCGGGCCAAGGCGGAGCGGGCGCUGCGCUCGCUCGUGCGCUUCGGCAAGCUGGAGCCGCGCCGGGCGCUGGUGCUGCACCUGCUCAGCGACGCGCCCAGCAAGGGCCCGGCCAAGGCGCUCUUCCGCGACGCGCUGCGCGGCGCCUCCUUCAAGCACAAGGUGGUCUUCCACGACGUGGAGGUGUUGGCCGAGAAGCUGCUCCCCGUUGUGGGGGCCAUGCAGAAGCUCUUCAGCGCUGGCCCCGGCACCUAUUACAGUGACUCCAUCUUCUUCCUCUCGGUCGCCAUGCACCGCGUCAUGCCCAAGGAGAUUUCACGCAUCAUCCAGGUGGACCUCGAUGUGGAAUACAGGACCAACAUCCGGGAACUGUUUGAAGAGUUUGAGAACUUCCCUGAAGGGGCCGUGAUCGGCAUUGCCAGAGAGAUGCAGCCCGUCUAUCGGCAUAUCUUCUGGCAGUACCGGCAAGAGCACCCUGGGACUAGAGUGGGGGAGCCGCCCCCGGACGGGCUGCCCGGCUUCAACAGCGGCGUCUUGCUGCUGAACCUGGAGGCGAUGCGGCACUCCGAGCUCUACAACCGGCUCCUGGAGCCGGAGGCGGUGAGGCAGCUGGCCGACCGGUUCCACUUCAAGGGCCACCUGGGGGAUCAGGACUUCUUCACGCUGGCCGGCAUGGAGCACCCGGAGCUGUUCCACGUCCUGGACUGCACCUGGAACCGGCAGCUCUGCACCUGGUGGCGCGAGCACGGCUACGGCCAGGUCUUCGACCGCUACUUCCGCUGCGACGGCCACGUCAAGAUCUACCACGGCAACUGCAACACGCCCAUCCCGGAGGAGUAGCUGGCGGCGCCACGGCUGUUUCCAGGGGCUGGGCCAGGAGAAGCCGCCAUGGCAAGCGUCGAGGGAGCGGGGCAGCCCUCACAGGGCCCGUGGCCCCUGCGGCCUUUCCAGAACGAUUCCCCUGGCUGCGCUCCCCCUCCGAGGCGGGUCGGGGCCUUCCUGCCAGGACGGUCCUCUUCCCCAGACUGGCCGUGAGACGGGGGGGCGGUGCCGGGGGCUGGCCGGUCUCCUUGCCCUUUCUCUGGCAAGUGUGUUUCGGGCUCUGAGGAAGCAGCCGGCAUAGAGGGACCAGCAGGACUCCUCUGGGCUGAGACCACCUCCAGCUCCCUGGGACUGCCCCCCUUGGGGUGUGUGGGUCGGGCGGGGCCUUCCCCCUUCCCACCAGCACAGCCCAUCUUGCAGGGGCGAAGCACAGUGCCCGAGAGGCAGCCCCAGGGGACGGUCUUCCUUGCGGCCAGAGCUGGCUUCUGAAGAGACUUUUGCAGCUCCUCGUCAACGUGCCCUUUUGGCAGCUCCAUCCUGGACGUUUGGAGCUGGCAGAGGCCCCCAGCUGGGCUUGGGGUGGGUUGAGAGCUAGAGGCUCUGUCGCGGGCAGCCAUGUUGUGAGGACUGCGAUGCGGCUGAGGCCCAGCUGUCGGGUGCGGGAGGCUCCGUCGCCCGUGGCCGGUCAGCCCUCUUCUGGGAGCGGGGAGGGGGGGCACCACAUUUGAGGCAGCUUGGCUCACAGUGGGAGGGGAGGGGGGCGGCCAAGGCCAGAAAAUGGCUCUGCUGGGAACUGGGCCGGAGCCCCCACCUCGCCCGGCCAUCUGUCCCCUUGGUGGUGCUCAGAAACGCCACCGGGACCCUCAAGAGACGGCAGUGGCUUGCUUUGCCCACCGAAGGCACCAGGUUCAGUCCCAGGGAGCUCCAGUUAAAACUGGUCUCCAGUAGCAGCGACAGCAAAGCCCCACUCUGCCUCGAUGCCGGAGAGUCCCGGGCCAGUUAGAACUGGCAACUCUGGGCUAGGUGGAAGUCCAGUAGCCGUGGCCUGGCCACAAGCCGCUUCCGACCAGAUCACCCACCCAGCCGUCCCUUCGCAAGCAAUGCAGCUCUUCCCAUUUUGCCUUUCCAGCUGAUCGCAGAUGCCACAGUACUCUGCGUCUGGCUGCGUGGCGUGGCGUGGCGUGGCGUGGCGUGGGCCUCCGCAGCAAGAGAGGAAGGCGGGGUGAUUUCCCCCGUUUGGGAUGAAACACAGGCCUAAGGCUGCGCCUGUGUUCGCCUCACCUCCCUCUCUUCUGCUGUGCCUCCCCCCCCCUAAGUCCUUCACCAUGGAAUCCAGCUUUCUUGGGGGCAGCCAAUCCACUGCUGGGGGGCUGAAGAAGUCCAGGGAACCUGUGGGCCCAAAGUGCCUGGCGCAGGGCGAGGGAGGGAGGCCGGGUCUCCCAGCGCUCCUGGCCUGCCCAGCCUGUUCUGAUGCCUGUCCCUGGCUCUGUUUCUCGGCUGAGAAAAGACCUGCAUCUCUUUGCUAAAGAAACACAAGGGCAGCUGCCGCCCUGCGCAGCAGGGCUCUGAGAAUGCUCAUCGCUGGAAGGUAAAAAUAGCCCCCCUCCAUAAUCACACGGCGGUCCGUGGCCUGUAUUUAACCCUGAUGGUUGGGCCGGUGGGCGGGAGAAGGGCUGCCAGGGGAGGGAGGGCGUGAGCCCCAUGAGCUGGCGAGAGCAGUGGGCCCUUCGCGUCCUCUGCUCUGGCUCGACCCACGGGCCGGGGCCCCAGAAGGCCCUGAAGCUGGGGCAGGCCCAGAGACCGUUUUGCCCAUCCCAGGGGAAGCUCACAGCGAGUGGUACGGGAGUGCAAGGGCAGCCCCCCCCCACGAGGCCCCCAGCAGUUGGCAUCCAGGGGGUCACGCUGCCUCUGACCCACACGAUUUGAAAUGCCUUUUAGGCUUCCUCUAAGGGCAGAUCCCUCUCCAGGUGUCACGCAGGUUACAAACCACACCAAGUGGGCACAAUUUAAAAGAAUCAAGGGGGGUGGGUGGGAACCAGUGCACCAGAUGUAAAGGAAGGCUGAUGAGCCCAGGCGGCUCUUCAGAGCGUCCUCGAAGACCUGCAGAGAACGGGCCUGGUGAACCCCUGGUGGAUGCCGGUUCCAGAGGGUGCGGCGGGGCCACUCCUGAGAAAGACCCGCUCUCUUGUACACACCAGCCUAGCUGCCCUUGGAGGCAGGUGGGCGAGCAGGGCCUGCCCUGCCCUGCCCUGCCGGCUUCACGGGAGGCUCUUCUCUGUCAAUGCUGGAGGCAACGCGGAGCCAUGGUGACGAGCAGCUGUUGGCAGCCUUCUGCUCCAUGAGACGCUCAGAUAUCCUUGGGACGACCAUGUAGAACGCAUUGCAGUAAUCUAGCCUGGGGGUUUGCCUGAGCGUGGCUCGUGUGCAUCAUGCUCCUUGUGUAAAAUGUCUUGAAAACUGAUGCUGAAGGGCUGUCUGGAGAUUCUGUCUGUCAAUAAAACAAGAGGGGAACAACA
This is a messenger RNA of Elgaria multicarinata webbii, 4586 nucleotides long. It is a transcript of the gene XXYLT1, whose product is annotated as xyloside xylosyltransferase 1. The record is from RefSeq and is a predicted model, not a curated record. Bases 1 to 2088 code for a protein of 695 amino acids. Gene Ontology annotation, biological process: protein O-linked glycosylation via N-acetylgalactosamine. Gene Ontology annotation, molecular function: xylosyl alpha-1,3-xylosyltransferase activity. Gene Ontology annotation, cellular component: endoplasmic reticulum membrane. The transcript is spliced from 6 exons. Lineage: Eukaryota; Metazoa; Chordata; Lepidosauria; Squamata; Anguidae.